Messenger RNA from Effrenium voratum, 1303 nucleotides. Lineage: Eukaryota; Dinophyceae; Suessiales; Symbiodiniaceae. The record is from the annotation of a GenBank genome assembly.
AGUUCAAAGGGGGCCAUGCAAGCCUGGCCCGUGGGCGCGGUAGCAGGCCUCGGCGCCUUGGACACGGCCUACCUGACCUAUGCCAAGCUCACCUCGGUGCCCUUGGCCUGUCCGGCCAGCGGCGGCUGCACCGAGGUGCUGAACUCGAGCUUCUCCUCCGUGGGCCCGGUGCCUUUGUCGGCGCUGGGCCUCCUCGCCUAUCUGGGGGUGGUGCUGCUGAGCGUGAAGGGGGACAAAGAGCUGCUCUGGUGGCUGUGCUUCGCAAUGUCUGUGACGUCUUUGGGGCUGACGGGUGUGUUGGUCUUCGUGCUGAAGGCGCCCUGCCCCUACUGCGCAGCCAGCGCCUUCAUCACCGCCAUGCUGCUGGCUUUGGUGGAGACCAAGCGCGCCAGGGAGCUCGCGGCGGAGGCCGCGCCCGCGGUGAGCUCUGCGGGAGCUGCCACCGUGGUGGCAGUAGAGCCACAGGCUUUGGAAGAGGGGAGGGAGCCCGCGCCCGCGGCGGAGGCUGCGCCCGUGGCGGGGGCCGCGCCCGUGUCGGAGGCCGCGCCCGCGUCGGAGGCCACGCCCGCUUCGGAGGCCGCCUCCGCGUCGGAGGCCGCGCAAGCAGCAGAGGCCGCGCCCGCUUCGGAGGUGGCGCCCGCUCCGGAGGCCACGCCCGCUGCGGAGGCCGCGCCCGCUGCGGAGGCCGAGGCCGCGGCCGCGGCGGAGGCCCCCCCCGCGCUAAGCUUCGCGGGAGCCGCCGCCCUGGUGGCAGAGGCCUUCGCAGACGAGAGGCAGCCGCGGCGGGAGGUGUUGGCGCUCUCUGGGCUGCUUGCGCUGGGCGCCCUGCGUGCUGGCACGCUGCCCUCCAGGGAGUUCCAGAGCGCCUGGGCCUACUUCUCUCUCAUUGAGCAGUACAAGCCGAAUCACCCUCCGGUGCGCAGCUCCUCCUCCCAGGCGGAGAUGGCCCUGGCCAGACACCUCAGCCGGAUCGGCGCCGCCUGCUACUCCACCUGGUGGUGCCCCCACUGCCAGGAGCAGCGGGAGUCCUUCGGCAGGAAGGCCGUGGAGGUCGCGCCCUUUGUCGAGUGCUCCUCAAAGAACCGCAGGCAGCUGCCUGUAUGCAAGGAGCAAGACAUCGAAAGCUACCCGACCUGGGUGAUCAACGGCAAAAAGAUUCUGGGGGGCCGGGACUUGUCGGAGCUGGCGGAGCUGAGCGGCUUCACGGAGUUCCCUGCGGACGCCUUCAAGCCCCGGGACGACGCCCUGCUGGAGUACAUCUGGGGCCCCCCUGAGCCGGAGCCCUGAGCGCGCUGCCAGGAUC